Prorocentrum cordatum is the source of this 573-nucleotide messenger RNA. The record is from the annotation of a GenBank genome assembly. Lineage: Eukaryota; Dinophyceae; Prorocentrales; Prorocentraceae.
AUGGGCGGCGCCUCCGCAGUGCAGCUGGAUGGCGCUGCCAUGCUGGUGCAGGUGUCGCAGCAUGAUGUGCCAGAACCGCCACCGGAGACGUGGGGCGCCUACGCCAAGUCCGGGCAGGAGUCCACAGGAGUGAUUCAGAUGAUCGAACUUCUCAUCAAGGACUUGGACAAGGAGAUCACCGAGGCGGAGGUGGAAGAGAAGAACUCGCAGAAGGCGUACGAGGAGCUCAUGGGAGAUUCCGCCUCCAAGCGCGCGGCAGACAUGAAGGCGAUCGGCGAGAAGACACGGGAGAAGGCCCUCAAGGAGGAGUCCAUGGAGGUGAGCACCGGCACCCUGAAGGUCGCCGAGAAGGAGUUGAUGGCCACGAAGCAGUUCGAGAUGAAUCUCCACGCCGAGUGCGACUGGCUCAUCCAAUCCCACGGAUUCUUCGACGUCCGCAAGGAGGCCCGGGCGCAGGAGGUCGACAACCUCAAGGCGGCCAAGGCCAUCCUCUCGGGUGCGGACUUCUCCCUCCUGCAGGGCGAUGCCGUCGGCUCCGCGGCCGCGGCGGCGGCGCGCCGCCUGCGCCACUGA